Messenger RNA from Acytostelium subglobosum LB1, 957 nucleotides. RefSeq lists its product as hypothetical. Lineage: Eukaryota; Evosea; Eumycetozoa; Acytosteliales; Acytosteliaceae. The record is from RefSeq and is a predicted model, not a curated record. Gene Ontology annotation, biological process: mitochondrial L-ornithine transmembrane transport. The transcript is spliced from 5 exons. Bases 1 to 957 code for a protein of 318 amino acids. Gene Ontology annotation, molecular function: L-ornithine transmembrane transporter activity.
AUGGAUAAAGAGAGGUUUGUUGGUAUAGGUAAAGACUUCAUAGCAGGGUCGGUGGGUGGCAUGUCGUCCAUGCUGACAGGUCAUCCAUUCGAUACAAUAAAGGUUCUGAUGCAGGAUGCCUCAGGAAAUGUCCCCAAGUUUAAAAAUGGCUGGCAUGCUCUAAAGUACACUGUGCAAAUGGAUGGACUGCGAGGUGUAUAUCGUGGAAUGUCUGUGCCAUUGUUCAGUGUAUCAUUCAUCAACUCUAUAUUCUUUGUAACAAACAAUCACUUCCAGAAGUACUUCCAUCCAUCAACAGAUACACCAAUUCCAUAUCAUAAGGUCGCAGCAGCAGGUGGAAUAGCAGGUAUGACGAUAUCAUUUUUCUUGACGCCAAGAGACUUGAUCAAAUCUAAACUGCAAGUCCAAUCGAGGAACACCACUCUCUUGUCGACCGUGUCCACAAAGGGCACACCUCCACGCGAGUACUAUACAGGCCCCAUCGAUGUCAUACGUCAAAUAAUCAAGAAGGAUGGAAUACUUGGCAUGUUCAAGGGUCUGCGACCGACAUUGUUGCGAGACAUUCCUGGAGACAUGGUUUACUUCACGAUGUACGAAUUUAUGAAACGACGACUGACCACGAUGGCCGAGUCGCCCGAGACGUUCCCAGCAUGGGUGGCGAUUGGCGCCGGAGGUUGCGCAGGCAUGAGUUUCUGGGCAUCAAUCUACCCACUGGACGUCAUCAAGACGAGGAUACAGACGCAGCCAGAGCCGGCCAUUUACCGUGGCAUUGUUCACUGUGCCAAAGAGAUAUACAGGACCGAAGGUAUUUCGGCAUUUUACCGUGGCUUCUCUGCCACAAUCUUGCGAUCAUUCCCCACAAGCGCAGUCAACUUCUUCAUGUACGAGACUACCAAGAGGUUACUGAACUCCAAGAGUCCAGAUGACUUAACCUCCAUUGGUCUCGAAGCAACUUAA